Molecule: messenger RNA, 4270 nt
Organism: Nylanderia fulva
Lineage: Eukaryota; Metazoa; Arthropoda; Insecta; Hymenoptera; Formicidae
Source: RefSeq, a predicted model, not a curated record
CACAUGUAUGUCACGUUACUCGCGCGCGCGCGCGCACGCUUGCAUCUACUAUCUACCAGGUAGCUUCUGCUUACCGGUCAGUAGAUAUGAGUGACAGGUCUUCGUCUGCUCCUCGUUGAUUAUGCUUAAUUGAAGAAAAUAUCCCCCAACAAUGAUUCAAAGAAUUUAUCUUUAAUUCUCCGUGAGAGUUCUUUUUUAUUUCUUAAACAGAACCGCGGAAAGCAGGAACGAUGAAUGCGCGAGAAACGGAGGUGGACAAUCUUAAGCAGCAGGGAAAUGCAUGUGUCAAGGAACAGAAAUACGAAGAGGCAAUGUUUCAUUAUACGCAUGCCAUCAAACUGGAUCCGCAGAAUUAUUCUCUCUACAGUAACAGAUCCUUCGCUUUUCUAAUGAUGAGACAAUAUCAUUAUUCUAUGGAGGAUGCCUUGAUGACUAUUCAACUAAAACCUGACUGGUCUAAAGGUUAUUUCAGAAAAGGUGAGGUUGAACUAAGGACAUUCCGUUUUAGUGAGGCACUUCAAUCUUAUAACAAAGCCCUGUCUUUGCAACCAAACGAGCCUAAGAUUUUAGAAGCAAUGAACAGAGCGUCUAGAUCAUUGAUUAAAGACAAAAGAGCUGAUCAACAGAUUCCGUGGCUUGGAGCUGGUGUUGGCAUUAUAUUAGGAGUUAUAGUUGUGAUUGCAGAUUAUGUUUUUACAAACAAGCCCACUCUAACGCAUCCUUUAUUGAUGGCGUUAUUAACGAUGUCUAUAGCCAUGCUUGGUUUUGGCAUCGCAAAAGGAUUUCGUUAUUUUGUAAAAUGCCAAAGAAAAUCAUUGCUAGAACCACCCGUCGACCUCUUCCCUGAGGAAAAGGAAGAUUUGGAAAAUGUCGACGUAGAAAAAAAUAAUGAGAAGGAAAAACAUCCAAAAUAUACGGCCAGGGGCACAGGGCUGAGGGCUGAGGGCUCGACGGGGCCUCGAGUAACGUUCACGGGCCGGCCGCGGCGCAGUCGACGAGCGAUGGAGCAGCCCAAGACUCCGGCGUCCCGGCUACUCGUCACGAGCUGCAUCGAGAACAAGGACGAGCUGGAAGAGAAAUUGGAGAGAUGUCACUCGAUGCUGCAAAAUCUGACUGCGGGACUUUCGGAGAAGGAAGUUCACGAUACAUUGAACAAUGCUGUGUGCAAGGACAAGACGCACGAGGAAGUUUCACUGGGUUUACUAGUGGUGAUUUUGACAGAUUCGCAGAAUGCUGCAAAGAGUUAUAGAGACUUAACGUUAAUUACGCGAGAUGGACUUGCCAUUGUGCUGCUUCAUCUCAAUCAAUUAGUAUUGGAGAAAUAUUUGAGAUUAAAUGACAUCACUAGGAGUCAGCUGUUGUGGUUGCUGAGAGAAAUGAUAAGGACUAGUGUAACUAAUGUGGAUAAUCUUUGUUUAAGUUUGUUGAGGCAUGCUGCGGGUGGGGAUAUUUCCCCAAGAAAUUUAUUCCUUGUUGACGCUCUCUUAGAUAUUUUUCAAGAGAAUCGAGCGUGGUUGGACAAGUUCCCUUUUUUAGUAGCAUCAAUUGUUUACACAUAUUUGCGGUUAAUAGAAGACCAUAACGCGCCUCACUUGACUGGUUUGCGGCAAAAGGAAGUGACCUUCACAGUGUCUCUGAUAAGGGAGCGAAUGGCAGACUGUUUAGCUAUUGGAAGGGAUUUGGUUCGUUUACUGCAAAACGUCGCGAGAAUACCAGAGUUCGAGGCAUUAUGGAAAGACAUACUGCUCAAUUCGAAAAGUCUCUGUCCGAAUUUUAACGGCGUUCUUCAGUUGCUGCAGACCAGAACAUCGAGAAGAUUUUUACAAUCUCGCUUGACGCCGGACAUGGAGAGGAAACUCGUAUUCCUCACCAGUAACGUCCGUUUUGGUAAUCACAAACGUUAUCAGGACUGGUUCCAGAGGCAAUACUUAGCGACGCCUGAAUCUCAGUCGUUAAGAUGCGACCUUAUUCGCUUCAUCGUCGGAGUCAUACACCCCACGAACGAGUUGCUGUGCUCCGACAUCAUACCACGAUGGGCUGUAAUAGGCUGGCUAUUCACAACGUGCACUUCCACCGUAGCCGCCAGCAACGCGAAACUGGCCUUGUUCUACGAUUGGCUAUUCUUCGAACCCGAGAAGGAUAACAUCAUGAAUAUCGAGCCGGCGAUCCUCGUCAUGCACAAUUCAAUGAGGUCUCAUCCACCCGUCACUGCCACACUUCUAGAUUUUUUAUGCAGGAUAAUUCCAAACUUUUACCCUGCGCUAACGGACAAAGUGAGAAACGGGAUAUUUUCAUCGUUGCGACAAAUUUUGGAGAAACGCGUUUUGCCUAGCCUGUAUCCGUUAUUCGAUAGCCCGAAACUGGACCGAGAAUUGCGGAGCAAGAUACGAGAAACCUUCAAGGAGUUUUGUCUACCGCCGAAUACAGAGCCUGGUAAAAUGGAAGAGCUCAACAAGGAGCACAAUCCAGGGACUGUAAUAGAGAAUACAAAUUCUACCAUGGAGAAUAAUCACGUGGCACAGGAUCCAGAACCAGCGUUUAGUGAUGAAGAGGAGGAGUCUCCUCUCAGGAUAGUGACAAAGGUGGAAGACGAAGACGACGAGGAGGAUAUACCGUUGUCCACGGUAAAACUGAAAAACGAGCAAAAGAAUGCAAAUUGUGUUGUGAAGAAGGAGGACAUUACGUCGCAUUUGCGUCUCAUAUUGGAACCGGAAGAGUUGAGAACCAGUAUAGAGACGUUGCACACGGAAGCUGACAAUGAAGCGAGGUGUCAAACGAUGGAGAGGAUAGUACAAAUGGUCGUGGAGGACGAAAUAGACGCCGAGACAAUAUCCGCGUUAGCGUCCUGCAUAUCGACCAUCUUAUCGUCGCAGAUUACGGCACCGAUCUUUCCAUCGGACAACAUGAACGAGGAAGCGCUAACUGAUAGUAUAAGUACUCCGUUGUUCGUCAUGUUUCGAAAUCAAUUUCAGUUGUGCAAAGAGGAAGAUAAUAGACGGAAGCUGUUGGCUAGGGUCUUAGCAGAAAUGCAGUCGGUUCAACCACGAAUAGGCUAUCUUCUCCUUUAUUUCUUGAAAGUCUGGGGCAGAGAGGAAGAAAAACGAGAAAACAAGCCGAGCAAUGUUUUGAAUGACAUUAAAGCGUCGGUGUACAAGGAUUUUUGUGGGCAGCGAGAAAAAAAAUUGGAUGUAUGCCUGGUGUCGGACUUAAAGCUCUGCCAUGAAGAUAACAUAUUCAUGUUAUGUUACCUCGUGCCCGACGUGUACAUGGGAUUUCAAAACGUCGCUCUCGGAAACGCUCAAUUGUUACAUCUCGUCGUCUCUACCGUGGACUCGUGCCAGUUGCAGGAUCUGGUUUGUCAAAUAAUGCAAGGCCAUCUGAAAAUGUUAAAGAAGGAAUCAUUCACUGCGUUAUUAACAGCCAGCUUAAACUGGGAAACCUUCGAACAGUACUGUUUUUGGCAGCUCAUAUUCGCGCACGAUUUUCCAAUCGAUUACGUACUGCCAGUUUUGCCGAAAUUACAAUUUCGCAAUCAUGCGGAGGCGCUUACUUCGAUUUUGUUCAUGCUUAAGCAACAAAAGCCAACGUUGGAUCUUCUACGACAACUGCUCGCUCGACAGAGCGUCGAUGGCGACAUGUUUGUCGUAGCUGUACUACGCUAUUGGUGUCGUGAUUAUGAGGAGAAGCUUGGUGAACUACUCGCGAACUUGCUCAGCACCCGUUACCCUGCGACUAGUCCGAACAAACGGAAACGUUCAGGUGCUAAACAGAAUCAACAGUCCGGUCCGCCUACCGGCGAACAAGUUCUCAGCCAUUUGGAACAAUUACGGCAGCACUCCGCGGAAUUACAGCUGUAUCAUUUGGAAGGUAUGCAGAGAGCGCUGCAACAGGCGCAAGCGGCAAGCAACGACUCGCUGAGGAAGAGCUACGGCGAUCUCUUCUCACUUGCCGAAAUUAACGAGGAGAACGAACCACCACCGCCGAGUAGCUCCGCGAGAAAACACAACGUUUCCUCCGGGGCCGGUGGUGGCAGUAAGGGCGGUCAUAGAAAAACCGGUGCUAACACGCGAGAAAGAUCCAAUUCGAAGAGACCACUUCCACGGUAUCACAUUGACAGUACCUCCAGUAGCGAAGAGGAGGAAAUCGUGAAUCCAAAGCAAGCGAAAAAAAAAAAGAUCAAUCCAGUGGGCUCGGACAGCGACUGACCACCCAGUGUCUUCAUAUGUCACAUGGACCAUGUCACGUGUGUGCAGCAAGCUAAACUAGCCUU